AUGAUCUGGCAUCCUUUACUGCUUGCAAUCGGCUUUUUGCUGACUGCAACCAGCGCCAAAGACCUGGGAAAUGUGUUCACCUCGCUUUCGCUCGAGGGUCCCGAAGCUGACAACUACUCCCCGGACAAACUUUGGAAUGCGUACCUGGAUUUCGCCCUGACUCCGGCAAUGAACGUGCAGCAAGGCGACACCUUCACUUUGGACGCCCCCAACGUGCUCAAGUUCUACCCCGGCCGCACCAUCGGCGACAACGGCUACGUUCCAAUCUAUGACGGCUCCGGCGCCACGAUCGCCAACUGUUUGAUCCAAAACGGGUUCCACACGGCCUCCAAAUCGUCUCUGAAAUGUACCGUGGGUCAAUCUAACAUCUACAAGGCCUCUGGAUCUGUCAAACUCGGUUUCGUGUUCAACUACGGUGGCUCCGGCGAUGCAGCCGCCGUGAGUGCCGCCAACACCUUCAAGAACCCGGGCGCCAACACCGUGACCUGGAACGGCCUCCAAGCUACCGCCGACUUCGGCUUGCCCGUCGGCAUGGUCCCUGUGUCGUCUCGUUCCUACCGUGGCUACGACUCCUUAUACCCUGCGCCCGCCAACUUCCAACAAAUGUUCUUCCUGGGCACCACAUGCAGCAAUGUUUACAGUGAAACCAUCACCAUCACAUUGUCAGGAUCGCCAGGCAACAAUGGACAGCUUGCCUCUUGCGAGAGCGUCGAGGUCAUGAUGGCUUCCUCAUUCAGCAGCUUCAACAUGCCUCAAAACGCCAAGCAAAUCCCAUCAAGCGACCUACAGCUGCAAUGUUCCGGCAACACUGUAAGAGUGACAGUCUCGAACAUUCCCGCUAACAACUACGUUUUUGUUACUGCCAUGCAGCUGAUGGAUCGUUCGAUCUCGAAUGUUGCCUAUUACAACACCUACCAAGAAACCAAAUACUGCAGUUCCAGACCUACGUUCAACACUAUCAACAAAUCCUAUAAUUUCGUCAAAGGUUCAGCAGAAGGUUUCGGUAAUCCUGAAGAACUAAAAUGGCACACAACAACCGAGGGAUGGUCCGGAUCUUACACCACCAGUCGUACUGCCACUUCUGCCGUUACCGGGACCGACGGUGCACUAACACCAGAACCAGUGCUGGUCAUUGAAACUCCCACUGUUGCUACCCAAUCGACCACUUUCACUCCAUGGUCAGGGUCCGUUACUUCUACGUACUCGACCUCUCUAAAGACGUGGACAGGUUCCAACGGAAUUGGUACUACUGAAACCAUCUACUUUGUCGAGACACCAACAGUGGGCAUAAAGAAAACCACCACCACUGGGUACUCCGGCUCGAUCACUUCGACCUACUCCACUCAAACCAGAACUUUUACCGGCUCUGAUGGCAUCCCUACCACCGAAACCCUAUAUUUGGUAGAGACACCAGUUGUCGGAAUUCAGUCCACAACCACUACAGGAUGGAGCAGCAGAUUCACAUCUACUUACUCUACUGGCUUGACCACCUUUACUGGCUCCGAUGGUAUCCCAACCACUGAGACCAUCUACUACGUGGAAACCCCAGUCGUCGGAAUUGAGUCCACAACCACUACAGGCUGGACUGGAUCUGUCACCUCUACCUACUCUACCGAAUUGACCACUUUCACUGGCUCUGACGGUAUUCCAACCACCGAAACUAUCUACUACGUUGAGACCCCAGUCGUUGGAAUUGAGUCCACAACCACCACAGGCUGGACCGGAUCCGUCACUUCCACUUUUUCUACCGAGUUGACCACCUUUACUGGAUCUGACGGUAUUCCAACCACUGAGACCAUCUACUACGUCGAAACACCCGUCGUCGGAAUUGAGUCCACAACCACUACAGGCUGGACUGGAUCUGUUACUUCUACCUACUCUACCGAGUUGACCACUUUCACUGGCUCUGACGGUAUUCCAACCACUGAGACCAUCUACUUCGUUGAGACCCCAGUCGUCGGAAUUGAGUCCACAACCACUACAGGCUGGACCGGAUCUGUCACCUCUACCUUCUCUACUGAAAUGACCACCUUCACUGGCUCUGACGGUAUCCCAACCACUGAGACUAUCUACUACGUGGAGACACCAGUUGUUGGCUUGAACUCUACAGUCACAACCGGAUGGACCGGAUCUGUUACUUCCACCUUCUCUACUGAAAUGACCACGUUCACCGGCUCUGACGGUAUCCCAACCACUGAGACCAUCUACUACGUGGAAACCCCAGUCGUCGGAAUUGAGUCUACAACCACUACAGGCUGGACUGGAUCUGUCACCUCUACCCACUCUACCGAGUUGACCACUUUCACUGGAUCUGACGGCAUUCCAACCACCGAAACUAUCUACUACGUGGAGACCCCUGUUGUUGGCGUGAACUCAACCACCACUACAGGUUGGGUUGGUCGUAUCACUUCAACCUACUCUACCGAGUUGACCACUUUCACUGGAUCGGAUGGUAUUCCAACCACCGAAACUAUCUAUUACGUGGAGACCCCAAUUGUUGGAGAGAACUUGACCGUGACAACCGGAUGGACUGGAUCUAUAACCUCAACCUACUCUACCGAGUUGACCACCUUUACUGGCUCUGACGGUAUUCCAACCACCGAGACCAUCUACUACGUGGAAACGCCAGUUGUUGGCUUGAACUCUACAGUCACAACCGGAUGGACUGGAUCUAUGACCUCAACCUACUCUACGGAAAUGACCACGUUCACUGGAUCUGACGGUAUUCCAACCACUGAGACUAUCUACUAUGUGGAAACCCCAGUCGUUGGCUUAAACUCCACAGUGACCACCGGAUGGACUGGAACCGCUACCAGCACCUUUUCUACAGACUUGACCACCUUCACUGGAUCUGAUGGUAUUCCAACAACUGAGACUAUCUACUACGUGGAGACCCCAGUUGUUGGCGUAAACUCCACAGUGACCACCGGAUGGACUGGAACCGCUACCAGUACCUUUUCUACAGACUUGACCACCUUCACAGGUUCUGACGGUAUUCCAACCACUGAGACGAUCUACUACGUGGAGACCCCAGUCGUUGGCUUAAACUCCACAGUGACCACCGGAUGGACUGGAACCGCUACCAGCACCUUUUCUACAGACUUGACCACCUUCACUGGAUCUGAUGGUAUUCCAACAACUGAGACUAUCUACUACGUGGAGACUCCAGUUGUUGGCUUGAACUCCACAGUGACUACUGGGUGGACCGGAUCUAUGACCUCAACCUACUCUACCGAGUUGACCACCUUUACUGGCUCCGAUGGUAUCCCAACCACUGAGACCAUCUACUACGUGGAAACCCCAGUCGUCGGAAUUGAGUCCACAACCACUACAGGCUGGACUGGAUCUGUUACUUCUACCUACUCUACCGAGUUGACCACUUUCACUGGCUCUGAUGGAAUCCCAACCACCGAAACUAUCUACUACGUUGAGACCCCAGUUGUUGGCUUGAACUCUACAGUCACAACCGGAUGGACCGGAUCUGUUACUUCCACCUUCUCUACUGAAAUGACCACCUUCACUGGCUCUGACGGUAUCCCAACCACUGAGACUAUCUACUACGUGGAAACCCCGGUCGUUGGAAUUGAGUCCACAACCACCACAGGCUGGACUGGAUCUGUUACUUCCACCUUCUCUACUGAAAUGACCACCUUUACUGGAUCUGACGGUAUUCCAACCACCGAAACUAUUUACUACGUGGAGACCCCUGUUGUUGGCGUGAACUCAACCACCACUACAGGUUGGGUUGGUCGCAUCACUUCAACCUACUCUACCGAGUUGACCACCUUUACUGGCUCCGAUGGUAUUCCAACCACGGAGACCAUUUACUACGUCGAGACUCCAAUUGUUGGAGAGAACUUGACCGUGACAACCGGAUGGACUGGAUCUAUAACCUCAACCUACUCUACCGAGUUGACCACCUUUACUGGCUCUGACGGUAAUCCAACCACCGAAACUAUCUACUACGUCGAAACACCCGUCGUUGGAAUUGAGUCCACAACCACUACAGGCUGGACUGGAUCUGUUACUUCUACCUACUCUACCGAGCUGACCACUUUCACUGGCUCUGAUGGAAUCCCAACCACCGAAACUAUCUACUACGUUGAGACCCCAGUUGUUGGCUUGAACUCUACAGUCACAACCGGAUGGACCGGAUCUGUUACUUCCACCUUCUCUACUGAAAUGACCACUUUCACUGGCUCUGAUGGAAUCCCAACCACCGAAACUAUCUACUACGUUGAGACCCCAGUUGUUGGCUUGAACUCUACAGUCACAACCGGAUGGACCGGAUCUGUUACUUCCACCUUCUCUACUGAAAUGACCACCUUCACUGGCUCUGACGGUAUUCCAACCACCGAAACUAUCUACUACGUCGAGACCCCAGUGGUUGGCGUGAACUCAACCACCACUAAAGGUUGGGUUGGACGCAUCACUUCAACUUACUCUACCGAGUUGACCACCUUUACUGGCUCCGAUGGUAUUCCAACCACUGAGACCAUUUACUACGUCGAGACCCCAAUUGUUGGCUUGAACUCCACAGUCACAACCGGAUGGACUGGAUCUAUGACCUCAACCUACUCUACGGAAAUGACCACGUUCACUGGAUCUGACGGUAUUCCAACCACUGAGACUAUCUACUAUGUGGAAACCCCAGUCGUUGGCUUAAACUCCACAGUGACCACCGGAUGGACUGGAACCGCUACCAGCACCUACUCUACCGAAUUGACUACCUUCACUGGAUCUGAUGGAAUCCCAACCACUGAGACUAUCUACUACGUGGAGACCCCAGUCGUUGGUUUAAACUCUACAGUCACAACCGGGUGGACUGGAACCGCUACCAGCACCUACUCUACCGAAUUGACUACCUUCACUGGAUCUGAUGGAAUCCCAACCACUGAGACUAUCUACUACGUGGAGACCCCAAUUGUUGGCUUGAACUCCACAGUCACAACCGGAUGGACUGGAACCGCUACCAGCACCUUUUCUACAGACUUGACCACCUUCACUGGCUCCGACGGUAUUCCAACCACUGAGACUAUCUACUACGUGGAGACACCAGUUGUUGGCGUAAACUCCACAGUGACCACUGGGUGGACCGGAUCUGUUACUUCAACCUUCUCAACUGAAAUGACCACGUUCACCGGCUCUGACGGUAUCCCAACCACUGAGACUAUCUACUACGUGGAAACGCCAGUUGUUGGCUUGAACUCCACAGUCACCACCGGAUGGACUGGUUCUAUGACCUCGACCUACUCUACGGAAAUGACUACCUUCACUGGAUCUGACGGCAUUCCAACCACCGAAACUAUUUACUAUGUCGAGACCCCAGUGGUUGGCGUGAACUCAACCACCACUAAAGGUUGGGUUGGACGCAUCACUUCAACUUACUCUACCGAGUUGACCACUUUCACUGGAUCGGAUGGUAUUCCAACCACCGAAACUAUCUAUUACGUGGAGACACCAGUUGUUGGCGUAAACUCCACUGUGACCACUGGGUGGACCGGAUCUGUUACUUCAACCUUCUCUACUGAAAUGACCACGUUCACCGGCUCUGACGGUAUCCCAACCACUGAGACCAUCUACUACGUGGAAACGCCAGUUGUUGGCUUGAACUCUACAGUUACAACCGGAUGGACUGGAUCUAUGACCUCAACGUACUCUACCGAGUUGACCACCUUCACUGGCUCCGAUGGUGUUCCAACCACUGAGACCAUUUACUACGUCGAGACCCCAGUUGUUGGCUUGAACUCCACGGUUACGACCGGAUGGACUGGGACCGCUACCAGUACCUUCUCCACAGACUUGACAACCUUCACUGGAUCUGAUGGUGUCCCAACAACCGAAACCAUCUACUACGUGGAGACCCCAGUUGUUGGCUUGAACUCUACAGUCACCACCGGAUGGACUGGAUCUAUGACCUCAACCUUCUCAACUGAAAUGACCAUCUUCACUGGCUCUGACGGUAUUCCAACCACUGAGACUAUCUACUACGUUGAGACCCCAGUCGUCAGCGGCGCCACUACUGUCUUCACCGGAUGGACUGGAUCUGUCACUUCCACCUACUUUACUGAUAUGACCACCUUCACUGGAUCUGAUGGUAUUCCAACAACUGAGACUAUCUACUACGUCGAGACCCCAGUUGUUGGCGUAAACUCCACAGUGACUACUGGGUGGACGGGAUCUGUCACUUCAACCUUCUCUACUGAAAUGACCACGUUCACUGGCUCCGACGGUAUCCCAACCACUGAGACUAUCUACUACGUUGAGACCCCAGUCGUCAGCGGCGCCACUACUGUCUUCACCGGAUGGACUGGAUCUGUCACUUCCACCUACUCUACUGAUAUGACCACUUUCACUGGAUCUGAUGGUAUUCCAACAACUGAGACUAUCUACUACGUUGAGACCCCAGUCGUCAGCGGUGCUACUACUGUCUUUACCGGAUGGACUGGAACCGUUACCAGUACCUUCUCCACGGACUUGACCACUUUCACUGGAUCUGAUGGUAUUCCAACAACUGAGACCAUCUACUACGUCGAAACACCCACUUCCAGUAUGCAAUCCACUGAGGGCAUGUCAACUGCUACUUUAGUCACGACCAUGUGCACUUCGUGGACCGGUCGUUACACGAGCACAUUCUCCACCGACACCGCUUUGUUCACUGGUUCUGAUGGUAUUUUGACGACCGAAACGCUAUACCAUGUCGAGACACCAAACCUGCCAUAUUUCGGAAACUCUUCCGUUGUUGCGCCCACCAGGUCAUCCGUUAGCAGAUCUUCAUCUGUCUCUUCAAUUUUGAGUGGAUCCACAUCAUCUGCUCUCUCAUCAUCAUUCUCCAGCUCUCAAGUUAGGUCUACGAGCUCUCAAAUCUCUAGUACGGUCUCGUCUGGUGCUAUCCCACCACCAUCCGUUUCUGCUACACCAUCCUCCAGCAUCAACUCCUUUGAAAAGUCACAAUCGUCAGUCUCUGUUCCAUUCUCCUCCAACACUGGCGUUCAGUCCGAAACUACACAGGUCUCCAGCACGUCUGCAUCUGAUACGACAGCGUCUAGUGUACAAGAAUCGACAACUGCAACUAGCAAAACCUUGUUGACUCCAAGUUCCUCUUUCUCUAGUCAGCAGACACCAUCCCAGCCAUCACAACAAUCAACUGUGAUCCAUACCUCCGUGUCGUCAGCUUUCUCUAGCACAUCUUCUUCUCAGCCAAGCGCUUCAUCCACAACCGUGGUUCAAACCGCGACCACCGGAAAAAGCACUGAAGUACCAAGCUCGAGUGACAUAACAACAGCUUCCUCUAAGCCUGGUGUUUCAUCUACAACUGUGGUUCAAACCGCCACCACCGGAACAAGCACUGAAGCACUAACUUCGAAUGACACACCAACAUCGUCCUAUCCUGAGUCAUCUUCUUCGUCGACCAGAAACUCUGAAAGCACGGUCAUUCCUACCUCAAGUUCCUCCGAAAGUGCGAAUUUGGUACAAAGCACUAGCCACGUUGUCCAGGAGACUACACAAACAUCGACUUCUUCACACAGCUCUGGCAGUUCGACGUCGUCGACGAGCACCACUGACUCUAAGUCAGCUACGCCAUUGUCAUCCUCAGCAUCAUCGUCUGAGUCUGUUACGAGAGCUACAACAUCAUUGCAAGGUGGUAGUGAUGUCAAAUCUUUGCCAUCUGCCUCGAUGUCCACAAACUCACCAAGUAAUAACGGCCAUCAAGAGCCACCACAAACUACAGAGUUAGCACCUCAGCCAUCGCCAUAUAAAUCCUCUUCCGGAUUUAGCGAUGCUACGAAGGCCACCUCAACACUAUCUGGUACCGGCAGUGGUGAUCACGCAUCUAGUCCAGCUUCACCUUACGCCAACCCAGAAACGACGCCAACUGGAACUGCGGCUUACGAAAGCACCACUGAGACUAUAAGCAAGUUCCAGACAACAACUGCUUCCAUAUCCAGUAGCACACCUGUGAGGUCUUCAGUAACAACAGCGGCCCAAUCUUCAACUCAAAGUAUUUCUACCUACGAAGGAGGUGCUAGCAAGCUGAAAUUUGGUCUCCUUCUCGCUCUACCUUUAGCCUUGAUCUAA
Lachancea sp. 'fantastica' is the source of this 8079-nucleotide messenger RNA. The record is from the annotation of a GenBank genome assembly. NCBI's taxonomy places the organism in Eukaryota, Fungi, Ascomycota, Saccharomycetes, Saccharomycetales, Saccharomycetaceae.